This is a messenger RNA of Aspergillus nomiae NRRL 13137, 267 nucleotides long. RefSeq lists its product as uncharacterized. The transcript is spliced from 2 exons. NCBI's taxonomy places the organism in Eukaryota, Fungi, Ascomycota, Eurotiomycetes, Eurotiales, Aspergillaceae. The record is from RefSeq and is a predicted model, not a curated record. The coding region runs from base 1 to 267 and encodes 88 amino acids.
AUGGGUAUCCCAACUGCGGGCAUCAUCGUUAUCGUCAUUGUCGCCUGUCUGGCCGCGGUAUCGCUGGGCGCCGCCAUGUGGAAACAGGUCUAUCCCACCGACCAUUCUGCGCAUCGAUACAAUUAUUCUCGCGACCAGGAGCUCUAUAUGCGGUCGGUGCGGUUGAAAAACCUAGGGGGUCUUCGACAAGAGUCGCGCACGAAAGAACCACGACCGAGGGAUCUCGAAUCUGCGGUUUAUACGGAAGAUGGCUCGUCGCGGUUCUGA